This is a messenger RNA of Girardinichthys multiradiatus, 3766 nucleotides long. RefSeq lists its product as uncharacterized. The transcript has 9 exons. Gene Ontology annotation, biological process: Notch signaling pathway; protein ubiquitination. The coding region runs from base 284 to 2527 and encodes 747 amino acids. Lineage: Eukaryota; Metazoa; Chordata; Actinopteri; Cyprinodontiformes; Goodeidae. Gene Ontology annotation, molecular function: metal ion binding. The record is from RefSeq and is a predicted model, not a curated record.
GGAGAAGACUGUAACAAUGUCGGAGAAAGAUCUGGACAAAGUUGAGCCCAUGGAUGUUGACACGCCAGGUGGUCCUACCCAGAAAACUAUCUAGAAAACCAGUAAAUGCAAACUGGUUCUGCUUAAAUCCAACAGUCAAGGUCGUCUUACAUGCUGUGUGGGUGAAUGCUAAAAGAAACUGGUCAAGGCUUCAGAAUGACAGAUACUGAGACAAAGUCCAACUCAGAAGGCGGAUAUGAUUUAAAGUUGGAAAUAAUCCUUAUGACAGAGAUCGAAGGUUGAGAUGGCUUCUUCAAAUCACCAAGAUGAGGCACUUCUAACUCUCUUCAUAAAGUGGGAGGAAUCCAAGAAACCACAGAAAGUAAAGGUGUACCUGGAAAAAACUCUUCAAAGCUGGUUCAGCAAAAUCAGAACAGACGUUGACUGCUCAGUUAAAGAGAUCCUAGCAGAUGAGAGGGUUGUAAUAAGGAUCACACAUCCUCCAGCCGUGAAUGAGCUUCAGAAACUGACAGGUGAAACAUUAACGCAGAAAGAUGGGACAAAAACAGCCACCAUACUGUCAGUCAGCCUGGGAUCACCAAAGAUGGAUGCAGACGAUGCUUCAGCAAAUACUACUCCUGCAGCUGCUUUAAUGAACACCAAACAUUCACUGUCAGAGCUGCCAGUCGUUGAGAUGGCUUCUUCAAAUCACCAAGAUGAGACACUUCUAACUCUCUUCAUAAAGUGGGAGGAAUCCAAGAAACCACAGAAAGUAAAGGCGUACCUGGAAAAAACUCUUCAAAGCUGGUUCAGCAAAAUCAGAACUGACGUUGACUGCUCAGUUAAAGAGAUCCUAGCAGAUGAGAGGGUUGUAAUAAGGAUCACACAUCCUCCAGCCGUGAAUGAGCUUCAGAAACUGACAGGUGAAACAUUAACGCAGAAAGAUGGGACAAAAACAGCCACCAUACUGUCAGUCAGCCUGGGAUCACCAAAGAUGAAUGCAGAUGAUGCUUCAGCAAAUACUACUCCUGCAGCUGCUUUAAUGAACACCAGACGUUCAGUGUCAGAGCUGCCAGCCGAACAGAUGCAGCUUGGAGGACAGAAGGACCCAGUCACUGCAGCAGGAAACAAUCUUCAAGAUGAUAAAAAGAGAUCGGAGGAUUGUGUUGUUCCACUGGGUCUUUACUGGUAUGUCAGCCAGAUCUGCAAAAAGGAACUCAAAUGCAUAGAGGAAGAAACUAAAGUUACUAUAAAACCAAAUCUCACAGUGAGUUUUGAACCAAAACAGAAAGAUGGAAAACCAGAUGAAGCUCUGGAUAGGUUCACAGAUCUGAUCCAAAAAUGCUUGUCUGAUUCCAGCAGCUCAGUUAUUCCUCUGAAGUUUGUAGAUCCUGAUCAGUGGGGCGAUGCACUGAAAGUCAUUAUGAACAAAAACAACAAGCUUUUAGUCACCAUGUCCUCUGAGGAAAUAACCGUCUGUGGGCAAAAACAUUGUCAAGAUUCUCUCAGUUCAACCUUAUAUCCAAUGCAGAAAUCCAGCAGCGCUUCUGAAGAGUCUGAACAGCCGACUUGGUCUGAUAACCUCAAUGAUGAACUCUCCCUGAAGAUCACAAUGACGAUCAAAGAUGAUCUUGGUGUUGCAGGACUAACUAUGGAGGAGAACCGCUGGAAGGAUUUAAAAUCGUCUUGUACCCCCCAACUUGAAAAGAUCAAAGCUAAGUUCAAUGUGAACUUCAAAGAAUCCAGCAUCAGUGAGGGAAAAGUUAAUGUCAAAACUUCCUACAAAAGACCUGGAGGAAACGCAGCCAUGGAGAGUCAUGCUGUCAGAGCUCUGCUGCGCCUGUACCAGAAAAUGAUGACGUCACCUCUGCCUCCACCUUAUGGUGCAACUGGGCUCAAUGGUUCUGAAGAGACUUCUAGUGGAGCUGAAGUGAACGGUCAUUCAACACAAAACAGAGAAGAAUCAGCCAGAGGGGGCGCAACAGGGGACAGCAAAGAUGAUGAUUGCUCUAUAUGUUUGUCCCAAUUUACCGAUAAGAAACAGCUGAAGUGUAAACAUGAGUUUUGUGGGGAGUGCCUGAAAAGCGCAGAGAAACACAGUGGACCCAUCUGUCCUAUAUGCAAGGAUGUUUUUGGUGUGAUGAAGGGACACCAACCUGAUGGAACAAUGAAGUGGGAUAGAAAUCAUUGCCCGCUCCCUGGAUUCCCAAAUUGCGGCAACAUAGUCAUCACCUAUGAUAUUCCAAGCGGAAAACAAACGGAAAAACACCCCAAUCCUGGACAAUGCUAUGUAGGAACCACCAGACGUGCAUAUCUUCCAGACAACAAAGAGGGCAAUGAAGUGCUGAAUCUCCUGAAAAAAGCUUUUGAUCAGAGGCUGAUUUUCACUGUUGGAACUUCUAGGACAAGUGGGGCAGAGGAUGUGGUGACCUGGAAUGACAUCCACCACAAGACAUCCUCGAUAGGAGGACCAGAGGGGUUUGGAUAUCCUGACGAGAAGUACCUGAGCAGAGUGAAGGAUGAGCUGAAAGCCAAAGGAAUUAAGUGAAUUGUUUUAAAGUUUUUAUUUUACAUUUAAAAAAUAGAAUUAAUCUCUUUUCUAUGAUCAAGUAUUAGAGGACCAAUGUAGAUAAAAGAAAAAAAACGUAAAUCACUAAUGUGGCCACAGAGGAGUAAAUAUCUGCUAAAAACUCACAUAUUAAUGAGGAAAACAUUUACAUAUUCUCUUAAAAAGUUGUAAGUUUGCAAAAAAAAUUUUUCCAUGAUUAAAGACAUAAAUUUACAAUAUUAAAACUAAGAUAACUAAGAUAGAAAUUUGUAUAAAAAGACAACUCAGAAGUUUACUACAAUUGUAAAGUCAAAUAUUUGACAGAAAAAUCUAGAAGUCCUCUAAGGCUGAAGUGGUAAAUUUAUGAUUUGCGCAUCUGGAAAUUGUCCAAAGUGUAAGCGGUGGAUCUGGUCUCUUCCUGAGUCAGAACAUCUGGGUGCAGACUCACCAUGAACGCCAUGAAUGGGAUCCAGAGUACACGCUUGAGACAGCGAGGAAGAAACUGCAACAUGGCUGCAUCAAGUCUGCACCUGGGAGAUGUUAUACCUGGAAAAAAGAUCUGAUAUUCCACUUUGGAAAAUAUCCAGAUGUGCAUCUCAUAUUUACCACUGAAACUUAGAGGACGCCAUUGUAGAUGUUUGACUUUACAAUCUUAGUAAACGACUUAGUUUUUCUGAUAUAUUUUAGACUUUUUUUCUUACAAAUUUCUCACUCGACAAGGUUAGAUAAUUUCCUCGCUUUAAUAUCAUAAAUCUUUGUCUUUAAUCAUCUAAAAUUACCCUUUUUCCUGCAAAGAGAAUAUCCAAGUUGUUUUCUUGUAAAUAUGUGAAAUUAAUCCAGAAAUUCCUGGGUUUUUCGGGGGAAAUGUGUUCCUCCGUGCCCACAUACUUUUUUUCUCUUUGAUAUAAAAAGGCCCUAAUAUUAGGUCAUACUUCUUUUUUGAAAAGUAAUACUUAAUAAAAUAAUUUAGAGCGCAUCAGUAAAGUCUGACAGCUCAAGAGUUUCCUGUCUAUCAGCUUGCAGAAACUAAGAAUUUGUUUUUAAUUUGUUUUAAAUGAUCUUUUUGUCAUUUUGGUGGAUUUUUCUUUACAUGCAUAGAAUGAAUCACAAAUGUAACUUGGAUACAAAUGUAAUUUACAUCCAUAUUAUUUAAGAUGAUCAGAUUUAGUCUUGGUAAAAUUGGAAAUGCACUGCGCUUGUAUAGCGCUUUUCCCUGAUAAAUAAAUGACUCAACUCAGA